Messenger RNA from Mesocestoides corti, 555 nucleotides. NCBI's taxonomy places the organism in Eukaryota, Metazoa, Platyhelminthes, Cestoda, Cyclophyllidea, Mesocestoididae. The record is from the annotation of a GenBank genome assembly.
AUGGCUGAAAUCAGAACCAUUUUAGUACCGCAAAAUCGUAGGUCACCACUUAAGGAUUCAUGGAAAACAAUAGCUGAGAUUUUGACGAAGCAGCUGAAACUGAUGGUCUGUGUUAAAACAAGUAAAAGGCACUGGAAAGUAAUGCUGCGUACUUCACCCGAAACAACUGAUGCACAGCAUCUUCAUAAAGGCGUUGAUUUCGUCUCAGCGUUUAUUAAAGGCUUCACAGUUCAAGACGCUCUUGCUAUUGUGCGUAUUGAUGGAAUAUAUGUUGAAAGCUUCCACAUCUCGGACGUUCGCCAGCGCCUUCGGGGUGAUCACAUGGCACGGGCCGUGGGUCGGAUCUGCGGUGCCAACGGUCGUGUGCGCUUAUCAAUAGAAAAUGCUACCCGGACGCGUAUUGUCGUGGCCGAUCAAACCAUUCACAUCCUUGGCAGCAAUGAGCGAAUCGCGGUUGCUCGAAAGGCCAUAUGCAACCUUAUAAUCGGGUCUCCGCCUAACAAGAUUUUUGGACGCGUACAGAAUCAAGCUGCAAGACUUGACUCGACUUUUUAG